Molecule: messenger RNA, 1583 nt
Organism: Acaulospora colombiana
Lineage: Eukaryota; Fungi; Glomeromycota; Glomeromycetes; Diversisporales; Acaulosporaceae
Source: the annotation of a GenBank genome assembly
AUGCCUCCCAAACGCUCAGUUCUGGAUCGUUCCGACGAAGAUACAGACAAAGAUGAUCGGAAAACCAAAAGACAAAAGGUCCUCCCGUAUCGAAGUAAAAUAGAGAGGAUGAUAGACGACUGGCUGGAUUUAUUGCAGCCUGCAACGGACGAACCCCUCAGAAAGUUCAACAAAAGGGAAGAUAAAGAAGACAGGGAUGGUGUGGUCCCAUUAAACAUGCGCAUAUUGAAGAUAGAUCUUGAGGAGAUGCAGAAGGUGAAGGAUGUCAAAACUUUGGACGCCAAGUUCAAGGAGAUGGACUCCUGCUUAGAACAGAGCCAAAUUCAAUUCGAGGACUACAUCAAUGAUGCGGCGAAGGACGGUGAGGAGGUCCAUAAACGAGCGAUCAAACACCUCAACGGGUCUAUCCGGGCUAUCCAGAAGGCAAGACAGAGGCUACCAGGCAUCAAACCACCACCGCCAGAGUACGCAACGGCUAGGAACUGGGCAGAUUCACAACAACUCCUGAACCCAAUGCUUUGCAUGCGCCCAGUCAAGUGCCGUGGCCUACCUAUUUUCUUGCUCCACGGUGUUUUCGCCCAAUAUCUUUCGCUCGGCAAGCAACCCCUCCCUGUAACCCGAGAGGCAAGGAUUGCGCUCCAAGUCGCUAGGACAUUGUGCAACACUAUGGGGGACUAUUUUGAUGAAGAGAGUACUCGAAAGACUACAUUAUUUCGGACUAUAAAACCGCUCUUUGCUCGAUGGAUGGCAGGGAACGGAAUAAUGUCACAAGAAACAACGGAAACCGAAGGGGCCAUCUUGGAGAGGGGAAUUCCUAUGGUGCUCACAGAAAUCAAGAACGGAAAGGAAAGCGGGGAUGCAUACAUGCAAGCGAGUAGGAGAUAUGAGGUGCACACCGAAGCAUUGAGAGAGCAGGAUCCAGAUUUUCUAGCCUGUGGCGCUCCAACGUUUCUUUGCUGUUUGAACGGCGAGUUCGACUCGAUUCUGAACGGAAAGCACAUUACUAACAUAACUCGCGCAGACGACGAACUUAGGAUUGCUGGUGCCUUUAAAGUUGGGGAGCAAGUCGUUGUAGAGCCGCUCUCAUGCGACUUGUUGUACCCAGACUCUUUUCCGGAUGGCAAAAUUAUCCAACUUGCGCAACACCUCUUUGCUCUUUAUUCUUGUUUCAAGACUCUAGAGAGAGUGAUUACGAUGUACGGCUGCCCACGCGUGUUCUCCGAAGUUCUCAAUACCGAGACGAAUCAGAACGAAAAGCUCGAGUUCAAAAAGCUUCUCAAAGAGCAUUGGGAAACUUCAAUUGGAACCAUCGAUUACCUGAACCUCCUCUUCGACGCGACUCUUGGUGGAACCAAAGUGUUUGCAAAGGUGGUUCUUCGCCCAUAUGGGAAGGAGGUUCACGCUCGUCUCGCGUCCCGACAAAUGGCUCCUCAGCUAUAUGGAACCUCUGAUGUACACGGCAUCGCAAGUGUAGUCGUCAUGCAACUUUUGGACGACUGGAUCACACUGUUCGAUUAUCGUGAAAAUUGGCGCCGGGAUGGCAUCGAAGAAGAGCCAAGAACUCGUCUCUUGAAGCGAGUUAU